Messenger RNA from Mya arenaria, 6931 nucleotides. Its product is annotated as serine/threonine-protein kinase LMTK1-like. Gene Ontology annotation, molecular function: protein kinase activity; ATP binding. Gene Ontology annotation, biological process: protein phosphorylation. NCBI's taxonomy places the organism in Eukaryota, Metazoa, Mollusca, Bivalvia, Myida, Myidae. The record is from RefSeq and is a predicted model, not a curated record. The transcript has 12 exons. The coding region runs from base 179 to 2971 and encodes 930 amino acids.
UUUAUCAGGAAGUGAGUUUCUAAAAUCAUAACAUCCGAAGUAUUUAUUCAGAUACCCAAAAAGUAACGCUCUAAAUGCUUCCAUAUCUUUGGUCAAAGUAGAAAUAAUACUAUCAAGUUAAAGGGUCAGAGAAAUAAUUUCAUAACAGAAUGGUCAGUUGACAGUGGAGGAAGGCAGUAUGGUGAUUGUUGCAGCUCUGAUGGGCGUGGCAGUGCUCUGCUGCAGUGUGCUGCUCGUGUUUGGCUGUGUGUGCCACUUAUUUAAGCGUAGAGGAUUCACUAACUUUGAGGAUGAUGUUGAAGGUGGGAGGAAUGUGUCCAUGUACUCCAGUCAUGACAACCCAAACGAUGUGUCUGACAUCACAUUCGAACCUCUGCCAGACAUUCUUGCCAAGACAGUCAGCAAGCGGGCACUGAGACCCAGAAUCACUUGCACGAACCCAGAGAAACAAACUGUGGCUGCUAAUGCUGUCACUGUGUACAAGCCUUUCCCCAGAAACCAGCUACUCUACAUCAAAGAAAUUGGUCUUGGCUGGUUUGGCCAGGUGUUACAGGGCAGUGCGGAGGGCAUCAGCCCUGAUAUGAGGCAGAGCAAGGUCGUUGUGAAGAUUCUGAAGGACGAUGCAUCGGCCAAUGAGAAAUCACUGUUUCUGGAGGAGGUUGCACCUUAUAGGGACCUGGAUCAUCCCAACAUCCUACAACUGCUGGGCCAGUGUACAGAAACCAGUCCAUUCCUCACAGUUUUGGAGUUCCCUCCCUUGGGAGAUUUGAAAACUUACAUGUUCACCAACAAGACUGGGCCCUUUAUUCAGUUUGCCAUAGAUGCAGCCUGCGGACUGGCCUGCAUGCACAAACAUUCAUACGUUCACCAUGACUUUGCUGCCCGUAACUGUAUGGUGAUGGGCGACCUGCAGGUGAAGAUAGGAGACUAUAACAUAGGGGAGGAUCUCUUCAGGGAGGACUACUACGACACAGGGCGGGACCUGCUGCCGAUCCGAUGGAUGUCUCCUGAGAUUCUUGAGGUGAAACAUGGCAUUUGGCAGGCUCACAGCUUCACUGUACAGUCCAAUGUCUGGUCGCUGAGUAUCCUACUGUGGGAGAUCCUGUCUAUGGGACGUAAGCCAUACAGCUGGCUGCUGGAUGAGGAUGUGUUACUCAAGGUGGUGAAGGAGGGCUCUGUCAAGCUUCCGCCACCCAACACAGAUAUACCCCUGCAUGACAGAUGGUUUGAGGUGAUGGAAAUGUGUUGGCAAGAAGCAGAUGACCGGCCCUCAACUGAGGACAUCCUGGCCUUCCUGCAGCAAAUAGAGGAAGAAAUGACAGCACAGUCACAUGACACACAGCACUCUGCUCAAACCAAUCAGAACACUCCUGUGAAGACUCCUGUCCAAUCACCAUCAUUUGAUUCAAAGUUUGUCAUGUCAAAGAACAUAAACCAGUCAAAUCAGCAUUUAGCAGAAGUGCUGGUUCACAGGGCUGAUAAUAAAGAUGUACAUGGCUUUGAGGAUGAUUUCUCAAAAGAUGUUACCAUACGCAAGAACCAAAAUCCGGUCGGAUUUGAAGAUGACUUUGUCUCAGGUUCAAACUUAAAUGUCUCUGAGGCUGCCCAGAAUGACUCAAUUAUAGCUGGCAGUGGGUCACCUGGUGGCCAGAGUGCUGACAAGGACAUAUUUGCUGCUGAUCAUAAUCUGAACCUUCUUCAGCCUCCUGUACCAGUCAGAAUGAGUACACCUAGUAAACCAUUCACUCCUCUAGAGACAAAUGGACAUUCCAGUGCAUUUAAUACAGCUAAUUCUAAUUUACAGCAAAGUGAUUCAAACUUUAUUACUGCCAAUGAUGGUGCUCCUUCCUCAAAUAUUAGAGCUUCCAAUGACAAUUCUGUUCAAAGUAAUGAUGAGAAUGGGUCUGAACUUCAAGCCAAUUUCACUCAGUCAGUAAGUACAAGUAGUAAGGCCUCUAAAAAGUUGUUUGAAGAAAAGUCUGAGACACACAAUAGUGAUGAUGGAUAUAGAACUGGUGUGAAUGGUUCCACUCCUGAUAUUGUCCUCUCUCCAAAUAAUAAGGAACUUAAAGAUGUGGAAGAGAAGUUAAAUGACGACUCUGGCACAGAAAGUAUCCCUCAAGUUUCAAAACUGAGCCCUAAAGCUAUGGAUCUUGAAACUGAAAAAGCCAAAGAAAUCUACAUGUCUAAAGGACUAGGAUUACCAACCUCAAUCAUGCACAGGUCUCGGUCCUUAGGUACCAUUCCAGAGGAUGAAAUUCCAUCAGAUAACACAUCACAGACAGGUGUGUUUGAUGAUAAUGAAGACACCGAUGUAGGAAUGAAUUUUGAGUGGGAUGACUUUGAAGGUGAACAGUUGGUGGGAAGAGUGAGGUACAUGUCUGAAGACUCAUCUGGGAGUAUGAAAUCUCCUCGCCAUGUUGAAGUUGAAGAAUGGCCGUUUGAUCAAGACUCAGGCAGUGAUGCUAACUCCAAGCCUGGCAGUAUUGCCAGUGAUAGCGAUGCCGAGGUAACAAGGCUGUCUAUAGAUUCUAACACCAGUAUAGACACCAGGGCUAGAAUCGCUAGCAUUUUAUCUAACCGUUUAAAUUCUCUAAUCAAGCAAUCUAACAGUAACACACCACGCGUAACUACUGGGAAAAGCAUGUUUUAUUCUUUCGCUGAUGAUGAAUAUGAUUUAGAUUCGCCAGAGAAUGCUCUAAGUGAAACAGAACACUCUCUGGACAAGGCCCCCUUUAGCUAUGAGCCAGGUGUAUCACUGGGUAUGCCCACUGUACAGGAAGAAGUGGAGGAGCCCCAACUUCCUGUGGAGAGCACCAGGCAUGGGCAGGAUAACAACCUGAUACAUGAAGAUCUUGACUCAAUAGCAAAAUCCGUACUUGGGAAGAAAGUUGACGAUGUACCAGAUGUGGUAGUAAGUGAGCCAUAUGAUCUGAUGUUACCCGCAGCUGCCAGGGACAGCCUCGCCUGAAAGGGAACAUGGUGGUAGACAAGCUCGACUACAGUUGUUAUUUCUGCAGCCAGGGAAAGCCUCGCCUGAUGACCGCACACACUCAAUCAAUAUUUUUUCGUCAUAAUUUUGUUAUUUUCGUUUUGUUAUUAGUUUCUCAAUUUCAGAAAUUAAAAUAAUUUCCCAACUUAUGGAUUCUUUAUAUUGACCUUUUUACUUCUGUUGGUGUAUUGUUAGUUUUUUCUUUUUCUUUAUUUUUUAAAGUAUGGAAAAGUUAUAUAUUUUUCUUGUGACCAAUUUAGCUUGGAAAUUAAGUGUCUUCAAUGAAUAAAUCACUAUGUCUAAGGUUUAUUUAUAAUAUUUAAAAAAAUGAUCGUCUGAGGAAUAUUGUCUAAGCAACUAUUUGCUGGAAGAUGUCACACAACAAUUUCUAUGUAUAGAUUUUUGUUCAGUGUUUUCUGUAGAUAUUCAUUCAAACUGUCAUUUGUAUAAUUAUGUAGUCUACCUCUAUAAGUCUUUUUGAUUUUGCAAUGGAAGUAAAUCAUAUAUAAUUGCAUUUCAUAGGUUGUCUGAAUUAAGUGUGAAAACUAUUAUCUAUGCUGGUUAAAAUAUUAUUUAAUUAAUGUUCCUUUGGAAUUUGGUGCAAGAUUUAUAUGAGAUUUAUAACAUUUAAUGAAAUAAUGCUGAAGUGUAAUUAUGUUAAGGUAACCAAGCCACACAUAUGAAAACCUCAGAUUCCUGGUAAACCCUUAGUAUUUUGGUAUCAUUUAGAUGUGUUUUAUGUGAAGAAAAAGAAAAUGUAAAAAAUAAACUGAAUAUUAUAUGAUGAGCCAGCCCUUCUUGGCCAUGAAACAUAGCAAAUAGGUCCUUUUACAACCAAUGUCAAUAUAAAUAAAGAGCAAAAUUACACUUAUUAUACAAAAACAACUUAUUAUACUUAUGCUUCUGCAGUUUUGAUCUAUUAUUUUACAUAAAGGUACCGGGUAAUCAGCAAGAAAAUGAUAUUAAAAUUACAUGGGUUCACCUGGCAUCAGGAUUUAACAUUAUGGUAAUUAAAGCUUGUUUGGAACAAGCUGCUGAUUUGUGGGUCGUAUACCUUAAGCUCAUGUAUGUUGACAGAUUGUCUUUUCUGUUAUGUAAUGGGUUCCACAGUUUUGAACAAACUCUGGAUGUGUCUUUAAUGUUAUUAUGUGCACUGUUUAACUAGUAAAUAUUCUUUGGACCUUUUAUUAAAGGUAGAUCAUAAAGCAUAAUUAAGUCAUGAUAAAAGAGGUAAGAGGCACAUUAUUUUAGAUUUUGCCAGAUAUAUUUUGAAUUAAGAACCUAAAUGAAUUUUGUCUGAAGAAUAUUAUUGAGCAUACCAAUAUUCUAGUAUUUCAUGUUAUCUUGGAUAAGUAUUUUAGGCGGGAGUAACCUUGUUAUGUGGGCUGAAUAAUUUACAUGGAAUAUGUUGAAUAUGUACAGAUUUCCUUAUAAAAUGUCAAGAUUUACAAAGUCGUAACCAAGGGUUGAUAUGGUAUUUUCUGCAUAUGUGUAUUCUAGAUAUUCUAACUAAGUUGUAAUAUGCAACAAUAUUUCUGUAUAUCAUAAACAUUCCUUUAAGAGGUUCUUUGUUGCAAAUUGUGUGAUAUAGGUAUACAGGUAGUCUGCAUUUAGAGGUGUAAAAUAUCAGUGGAUGGCGGCCAUAUCAAAAACAAACGAAAUGACAGUAUAUUUUGUUAAAAAAACCUUCAUAGAAGAAUUUAUUCAGUAUAAAUGUUUGUAACCAGGUUGUUAAAAUGACUAUACAUAAUGUGAUGAUAUGUCCCCACAUGUACUCUGGUAGUUGUUAAUUCAUUGUAUUCUAGUCAUUGAUAGUGUAUUUUUACAAUCACUAGUGGAUAUACAGUGAGUGUAUGGGGAAUGUACAUUUUGUUGAAAAGUUCUUGGUGUUUGCCAUGUGAUUUACUGUAACAUUGCCAGUCCUGGACUUGCCAUGUGCAUCUACUGUAACAUUGCCAGUCCUGGACUUGCCAUGUGCAUUUACCGUAACAUUGCCAGUCCUGGACUUGCCAUGUGCAUUUACUGUAACAUUGCCAGUCCUGGACUUGCCAUGUGCAUUUACUUUAACAUUGCCAGUUCUGGACUUGCCACGUGCAUGUACUGUAACAUUGCCAGUCCUGGACUCGUUGAUGUUCAUACACAUGGCCACUGGUACCAAUAUAGUUUAUAGUGACCUUAACUUACAGUGCCAUUUGGUAGAUAAGUGCUUCAUCUGGCAUGGCAUUAUUUUCUUAUAAUUAUUUACUGUUGGGCAAUUUUCCCUAAUCUUGAUAUUAGAAUUGUAAUUAUUUUUUAAAUACCAAAUAGGGCUAUACUUGUUGAUGAAAUAGAAUUGUGAGUUAGGGUUUUAGCAAGACAGGGCAGUGGCUGCAGCACCAUUAGGGCUUAAGUAGAAAAGGACACACUGAAAUAGUAUCAUUGUGAUAGGAAAUGUUGGAAAUUGUGUUUAAUUUAAGUAAGUUUAGGUUUUAGCCAAAUAUAUAGUUUGUAUGUAUUUAUUACCUCACUUCUAUUCCAUUCAUAACUAAAGACUAAUCCAAGGAAUAUUAUAUGCAUUAAAUUCUUUGAAGGCAAAAGUGUGCACAUGUUAGUAUCGUGAGAGUAGAAACCAGAAAAGGGCUGGAGACAGUGCUCUUCUUAACCUGUCAAGCUAAAACUCUUCUCUUGAGUAAGUUCUCCAGUGGUUUAAAGAGUUUUAAAGAGAAAAUUAGAAAUUAUUGUUCAAUGUUUUGUUUCUGUUUCACAUAGCAAUAAUGUUACCUACUGAACACCAAAAGUGAAUAUUUCACUCAUGAAAUACAACAAUUUGUACUUACUGGAUGAAACUUGUUGAUCUCCUACAAUGAAAUGAAGGUUUCUCCUCCAUAUAUUUGUUUGCGAAAAAGGUUUUCUAAAAAGAUGUUUUUCAGUGAAAUAUCAUGUUAUUUUCUCUACUGUUAUUUUCACUUUUGAUCUUUUCAAUUUUAGAUUAUCAAAAAUAAGAUAAUUUUUUUAAUCUAUUUUGAUAUUUUAAAUGCUCUUAUAGAUUGGUUCCCAUAUUGCUUAUAAAAUGUACAUAGCAUUUACUAUGCCAUAUCGAACAUUUCCUAAAUGAUUUUGCUUUUUUCUUAAAUUCAAGCUUAAAAAACAUAAAUGUUGACUUUUGUUGAAAGAUAAAAAAUAAACUACACUCUUGAUCACCGAUGAUUCCUCUCUUUAAAAUAAAUCAUUUUUUUUAUCACUUGUUAGAAUAUCUUAUUAUCUUACACCAAAUUAAAAAAAAAUACUCUGUCCUCUUCAGGGAUAUUAAUUUAGUUGUAGAGUUUAAUAAUAGGAUGAAAAAAAUCUCUGCACUUGUAGGAAUGUAACUCUAUUUGAGAUCAACAUUUCUUGUUAUUUCCAGAUGUAUAAGACUCAUAACAUACAAUCAUACAAGAGCAGGUUGUACACCAUGUAUGGACCACUACACACAUAUUAAUUCAGCUAAUAUCAUUUGUGGUGUAUUUAUAUUGUAAAUAGCUUGUGUUGUGCAAUAUUUAUAACAUGUUAUCAAUAUUCUCAGAUUUAAAAAGGCUGGGUUUUUUGUAAUUCCAAAGCGAUGUCAUUUUUUGCAUCUUUAAAAAUAACUAAUGUUUAUCAUAUGAACUAUUUAAAUUAUAAUUCUGCAAAAUAAAUUUAUAAUGGAUUUAAAUGGAUUACUAUAAAUUCUUAUAUUUUUGUAUUACGGACUUUCAUGAGCCGUAUUUCUCCAGUGUUGUUGUAUUGCUGUAUGUAUACUCAUAUAAAACCAUACAAUAUCCAAAUGUUAUUGGCUGCUAACCGUCUGUAAUAUUUAGUUGAAAUUAUGUUUUCAUGUUGUUCAUUUAUGUGACCAUUGUACAAGCUAAUGUUACCUUAUUUAAAAUAUCAAUAUUUUGCCAAAGUUUAAUUAUGCUUAAUAAAGUAUUAUUUAUAACAAAA